This is a messenger RNA of Scatophagus argus, 3103 nucleotides long. RefSeq names its product notch receptor, like (gene notchl). Gene Ontology annotation, cellular component: membrane. Bases 76 to 2451 code for a protein of 791 amino acids. Lineage: Eukaryota; Metazoa; Chordata; Actinopteri; Scatophagidae. Gene Ontology annotation, molecular function: protein binding. The transcript has 11 exons. The record is from RefSeq and is a predicted model, not a curated record. Gene Ontology annotation, biological process: multicellular organism development; cell differentiation; Notch signaling pathway.
UCCAAACAGCUGGACCGGACUGCUGAUCCCUCUGAGCCGAGAAGGCCCACAGCUGGUGACCCGAACAGCCUGAAGAUGUUGGCUCUGAGGACAGUUGUUCUGCUUGGACUGAGCUGGACAUGUAAAGCUGCGUCUGUCGAUCCAUGGGGCCAGUGUCCAGUCAACAGAAAGUGUAAGGACAAGUUUGGAGACGGCUCAUGCGACAGAGAGUGUAUGGAGCCCGAGUGUCUCAGAGACGGUUUCGACUGCCAGAAGGACAGGGGCCACUGCAAUCCGGGCCAUAUCCAGUACUGCCGUGAUCACUACGCCAACUCCCACUGCGAGCAGGGAUGCGACAACGCCCCCUGUGGGUGGGACGGCAGCGAUUGCUUCACACGCCAGACUUCCCUGUGGGCUAAAGGCACCCUGAUCCUUCACGCCAAAAUCCCACAACAACGUGGGGCCUUCUCCAACAGCUCCCUGCUCUGGGCACUCAGUGUUCUUCUCCAGUCGUCACUCAAACUGAGAGGCUCCGCCCCUCUCGCCACUGACAGGAACUUGUUUGACUUUGACCCUCAGCAGCUCACCAACCUGCUGACUCAGGCAUCACCAGCUGACUCAAAUGGCUCCCUCCUUUUCCUCCAAGUGGACAACAGGCCAUGCUCCCGUCUGCCCUCUACCUGUUUUCCCUAUGCCACCGAGGCAGCCAGUUUCCUGCGUGCCGUGAUGUCGCUGAAGCCUUCCUCGUUCCCCAUCCUCCCGGAGCUGACGGUCAUCAUUGGUAUUAGAGGUGUCCGAGAGGAAAUAGGAAGCAGAGAGGAUGUUGGGAUAAAGGAAGUCAAAGAGCCGACUCCUGCAUGGCUGUGGGCCGUGAUUGCCAUAGCGAUUGGCCUGCUGCUGGUGCUGGUCCUGGUGGUCCUGUUGGUGGUGAGGAGGGUGAGGCAGCAGCGGGCGGAGAGGGAAGGUGGCGACAGAGUGAGACACCGGUUCACUGUGACUGACGGUGACCCCAAAUCCAAGGCUCUGACACAGCACGCAGCCCACCAGGAGCAGAGGGUCCGAUCCAGCAGAGAGAAAGACAAGAUCAGCUUGAGGAAAAAGAAGAAGGCAAAGGAAGCAGAGAAAAAGAGAAGGAGGGAACCGCUGGGGGAGGACGCCAUUCGAAUGCGACCCCUCAAAAGGGACCAGGAGAUAGGAAGUGACACAGACUUUACCCAGAGUUCAAUGGAAGACAUCAGCGUGAGAUGCUCCAGGCGACAGGAGGACGCCUCCAUCUGUGACCACAGGAGCCCGGAGCAGAAACACUACCGGGCUGGAAACUCGCAGCCCCACAGAUCUAUACAGCCUCCCCCUAGAGGAUGGGAGAGAAAUGCCAUGCCUCCUCCUCUGCUCAGUCCUCCACAGCAGUCAGCAGAGUGGUGUGGCCCAGAUGGGUCUGUAGUUCUGAUCCGAGCGGUGCGAAGUGGACUGGACCGAGUGGUCUUGGAGCUGCUGAGAGCAGGAGUGCCUGUCAACAACACAGAUCAUACUGGGAGAUCAGCCCUGCACUGGGCAUGCUCAGUAAACCACCUCUCCCUAACAAGGACCCUCAUUCGUUAUGGGGCUGCUGUGGACCUGCAAGACAACAAGGGCGAGACAGCGCUCUUCCUCUCUGCCCUCUAUGGUUGCUAUGAUACAGCCAGACUCCUCCUCCUGCACGGUGCCAACCCUGAGUUGCACGAUCGGAGAGGACGUCGCCCGAUGGACAUGGCCAGAGAGGGCAUGCAUCACCAGGUCCUGGAGCUCCUCUUGGCUCACCAGUUCCAGAGAGGGCCUGCUCCCGUCGACUCGGCCAAUGACAUGCUGUGGGAGGAGCGCGCUCUGAUGUACUCGCAGUGGGUCGGAUCGCAAGGCCUGCCUGGGAGAAGUGCCUCCUUCUCUGGGAUCAUAGGGCAUCGAGACAUGACCCCACCUCCACAAAAUGAUUGGUCAAUGAGCCGAGUACAGUACCCCUCCCCUCAGAACUGGCGACCACAGCUCAACCAAUCAGCAACAGCGCUGGUCCCUCCAAGAAUCAUGGGCCGCUCGCCUCGACCAAUCAGCACCUUACAGGAGGUGACCUCAGAAGACGAGGAUCGUGACAGGAACCAGGAAAUCCCCAGAGCUGCAACACCUCACUUCCUGUCGCCGCAGCCUGCCCCUCGGCAGCGUUCCUUUUCCUGCACCCAGCAUGCAUUGCAGCGUCGCUCCAGUGCCCACCAGCCAGAGCCCAAUUAUGUUAUUGUGACAGACAGAACAGCCAGCGAACCCGUAGAAAGAGUGGUUGUUUCGCCUCCCACAGACGCUGCUGCCCAACCGGACCGCCAGCCUGCUGUAAAUGGCACAAAUCCCAUUAGAGCAGAACAAGCAGCAGUGAGUUCAACGAGUUCAGAGCAGAAAUCCAGAGGUGAGAGGCCCAACAACACCACCGACUCGACGCAAACAGCCCUGUAGAGAACAGCAAGAGGCAACAACACUUCAGCUGCCUUUCCAUCCAGCCUGCAAGAACACAUGAAUAAGACAGAAGCACUGACUUUUAGUUUGGGAUUUGGUGUAUUUUGUUGUUGAGGUCAGUGCAAUGCUGGAGUCCAGUGCUGAUUUACUGUAAUAUUAUGACCUUAAUUAUGAUCCAGUGUCAGGUGUGGCCUGACAGAUUUGCCUCUUAAAUUUAUUAUUUGUUAAAUAUCUGUCAAAUUCAUACACAGCAGCACUUGGAGAUGUUCCUUCCUAAGUUGUUUCCCCAGUUUUCACUCAGCUUUGCCUAAGUUAUUAUUAUUAGUAGUAAUAUCAUCAUUAUUAUUAUUAUUAUUAUUAUUAUUGCAUUUUACAUUUUGGAGAAGAAAAUUGUUCCUUUCAAAUUUUCUCUUAUGUGGCACAGUCAAAUAGGUAAACAUGCCUGGGAUGAGUGCCAGUCAAACAUGAUGAAUUUGACUCUUGACAUCUUGGGAAUCUUGUUUCCAAAUACUGUCAAAUAUUCACACAGACUUGACAUCUAACUGGUUGUAUUCUGAUUAUUGCAGAAACAAUCGAGGAGAAAAUGUUAAAACCACAUGCAUGGUUACAUGGAAAUGUCAGAUAGCUGUAAUAAAGUGACUUUUUAUGCAAA